CAGCCCGGCUGAGUGAAUGUCGAGUAAAUACGCCGCUGCUGGGAGGAGGCAUUACCGACAUUUCGUCUUUGACAGCCGGCCGGACACCUUUUCUUCAGAAAACAGUUUAAUUCUCCCACAAACCCGAGUUUGUCGUUAUUGGCCAAACAAAGCGAGAUCUGAGGGGAAGCAGAGCAGACCGUGCCCUCCCUGACUGUAAAGGGAAUCACAACCUCUGCUCCAGCCAAACAGACCGUCUUUGCCUCCAUCAUGCAGACUUCCACUCUUCUCCUCCUCUCCCCGAUCUUUUUCCUGUCUGUCCUCAUCCCCACCUGCUCCACCCAGAGCGAAGCAGACCUCACUGUCCAGACACGUACUGGUCGAGUCCGUGGCUUUCAUCUGCCAGUGCUUGACCGCAGCUAUGUCACCGCUUUCCUGGGCAUCCCAUUCGCUGAGCCACCAAUAGGGAAACGGCGUUUCCGUCGUGCUGAACCCAAGCGUCCGUGGACAGGAGUGUACGACGCCAAAACCUACCCCAAUGCCUGCUUCCAGCCAGUUGACACAACGUUCCCCGGCUUCCAGGGCAGUGAGAUGUGGAACCCCAACAGGAACAUGAGUGAGGACUGCCUAUAUCUCAAUGUCUGGGUACCCUCCUCAUCGAGACCACACAAUCUCACCGUCAUGGUGUGGAUCUAUGGUGGAGGGUUCUACAGUGGUUCUUCUUCUCUGGACGUGUAUGACGGUCGUUACCUAGCUCACAGUGAGACAGUCAUUGUGGUUUCCAUGAACUACCGGAUCAGUGCCUUUGGCUUCCUCGCUCUGCAUGGUUCCUCUGAGGCUCCUGGCAACGUGGGUCUGCUGGACCAAAGGUUGGCACUGCAGUGGGUGCAAGACAACAUCCAUUUCUUUGGUGGAAACCCCAAACAGGUGACUAUCUUUGGUGAAAGUGCUGGCGGAGCUUCAGUAGGAUUCCAUCUCUUGUCUCCAGACAGCCGGCCCACCUUCACAAGGGCCAUCCUCCAGAGCGGGGUCCCCAACUGUCCCUGGGCUUCAGUCAGCCCUGCUGAGGCUCGCAGACGGGCUACCCUCCUAGGGAAACUGGUUGGCUGUAAUGGAGGUAAUGACACUGAGUUGGUGGACUGUCUGCGCAGUAAAUCUCCACAGGAGCUCAUUGAGCAGGAGUGGCAGGUCUUGCCAUGGACAGCCCUCUUCCGGUUUUCAUUUGUCCCUGUUGUGGAUGGGGAGGUUCUGCCUGACACUCCUGAGGCCAUGCUCAACUCAGGCAACUUUAAAGACACUCAGAUCCUCCUCGGGGUCAACCAGGAUGAGGGCUCCUACUUCCUGCUGUACGGAGCACCAGGCUUCAGCAAGGACAAUGACAGCCUCAUCUCCAGAGAGGACUUCCUGGAAGGUGUCAAGCUCAGCGUACCACAUGCUAAUGAUAUUGGCCUGGAGGCGGUAGUACUGCAGUAUACUGACUGGAUGGAUGAGAAUAAUGGGGUAAAGAACCGGGACGCCAUGGACGACAUUGUGGGCGACCACAAUGUCAUCUGCCCACUGGCCCACUUUGCUCGUGCCUACGCCCAGCACAACGCCCUUAAGGCUAACAUGGGGGGAGCUAACUCUGGGAUGAUGAACAGUGGAGGAAACUCACAAGCUCAAGGAGGGAUCUACCUCUACCUGUUUGACCACCGAGCAUCCAACCUGGCCUGGCCGGAGUGGAUGGGUGUGAUCCAUGGCUAUGAGAUCGAGUUUGUCUUUGGCCUGCCACUGGAGAAGAGGCUCAACUACACUCUAGACGAGGAGAAAUUGAGCCGGCGCAUGAUGAGAUACUGGGCCAACUUUGCACGAACUGGAAAUCCCAAUGUGAACCAUGACGGGAUGGUGGAUAGCAGGAAGCGCUGGCCUCUGUUCACUGUAAGUGAACAGAAACAUGUCGGACUCAACACUGAACCACUGAAGAUCCACAAAGGUCUGAGGAACCAGAUGUGUGCCUUCUGGAACCGCUUUUUGCCACGCCUCCUCAACAUCACUGACAACAUAGAUGAAGCAGAGCGUCAGUGGAAAGUGGAGUUCCACCGCUGGUCCUCCUACAUGAUGCACUGGAAGAGCCAGUUUGACCACUACAGCAAGCAGGAGCGCUGCACUGACCUCUGAGAGCCUCAGCAUAGAGAUGAGAGAGUGACGAAGGGGGGUCCGAAAGAACCAGUCAUGGGCAAUUUCCUCCAUAGCUCCUCAGUGAAAUCUGAGUUCAUUAUUCAUUUUUAUUAAUUUAUUUUCAGUGUUUCUGUUUCACUACACACACAAACACAGGCACCCUGGAUCUUUAUUUAUAUUAUUUAUACUAUUUAUUUAUGUAUAGUUUUUUUCUGAAUUUGUGUUUGUCUUGGGCUAUGGUGGGAACUUGUCAUCAGUAUGGAGGAGUAUUAGAAAUGUCAAAGAUGUGUCAUUACCUCGGGCGUGUGUGUGUGCGUGGUGCGUGCGUGUGUGCGUGCAUGCGUGUGUGUGUGUGGCUUGAAACCUCCCAUUUUAACUCAGACCUCAAAAGGCCCAUGACAAUGCACCAUGACCCAUUUGUCUUUGUGUUAAUCUCAUAAAGUCAACUUUCGUUUUCUGAGGAUUCCGUCUUUCCAACAUAUCAGGGUUUUAUGUUCUGGACUCAACAACACUGUCUCAAAUUUCCGUUGAAGCCCUUUAGUCUUGUUCUUGUUCAUUGUUGCUACUCCCAUACCCCAUCGUGUUCUGCUUCACUUUACCUUGUGUAUUUCUCAUGUGGUAAAGCCAAAAAGCUGGGUUACAUCCAAAUCUUUUUUUUUUUUGGGUGGAAAAGCUCCAUGGAAAGAUUAGACUCCCAAAAGUUUCCCCAGUAUUGGGAAAACUACUUAUUUUAAUCUAUUACUUUUAUCGAUCAUUAGUUGGGCUGAAUGCCAAACCAUCUGUUUGACAUUCAGCCCAACUAAUGGUUGUUUACUUUGCAUGACAUUUCAAAAAGUUUGCUUUAAAUUUAACAGAAACAGAAACAAGUCAUGUUUAUUAGCUUAGCUUCUAUCAGCAUUUUGGUGCCAUAUCUGCUACUUAAGUCACUAUCUUAUCUGCAUAUUAGCAUUGAAUGAUAGAAAUAGGGUGGAAUGGGUUAGCAAAAGAACUGAAAAUGUAAGAUGAAGAAAAUGUCCAAAUAUAUAAUAAAAUACCCUAAAUGCAUCAAAAAUGCAAAAAGUGACUGAAGGAGUUUUAAGUUCAAGUCCUCAAUUUAUCAGUUCAUUAUUUUGCAUAUAUAAAACACAUAUAAACAUCAGACAACAGUUAAAAUGUCCCAGUUUCCUUGUAUAUUAAGUGACACCAGCAGACUUCUAGUCUGAAGCUGUGCAGAACAACUUCAGUGUAAAGCAGCAAGUUCUUGAAACUUGAAACAUCAAGUUUGGCAUUUUUGCUUGAAAAAUGACUGAAAGGAUUAUCUGAUUACUAUUGAAAUAGUUGCCAGUGUAUCUUUAUUCAAUCGACUUAUCACUUCAGCUCAUCUUAAAGAUGCUAACUUUAGACAUCCAUCAUAAGCUAGCAAGACUAUAGCAGAGUGUUGAGCAAGGGUGUGGUUUACUGUUAUUGAUUCCAAGUUUUUUGUUUUAAGAUGAGGACUGUUAUUUCUGUUUCAAAAGUUACAUGGUCUCACAUUAAUAUUAUAUAUAGGAUUUAAAAAGUGUUGUACUUUGGCACUAUUUGGUGGCAGCAUUAAGAAUGACACUGUAGUAGACAACAGAGUACUCUGCAUCCCCUGCAAAUAAAUGUUAAAUUAUCGGGAGGUAAAUUAUUCCAGGUUUAAUUUAUAAUUGUACUAUAUUUUGACAAAUUCUUCCACAAUGGUGAGAGUGAAUCAGUUGCUACAGGGAGAGAUGAGGGUCUUUCAAUCUGAACCUUUUGAUGAGGUGUAAAUAUUGGGAGAAGGGCUGUGGGUCUGGGAUCAUGUCAGUUCUAGUUUUUACUUGGAUUGAGUGAAUGUACCAACCCUUGCAGAGACAUCCUUAAAAAUAAAAUAAACCGUAGUGUGAAUUUUAAAAGGUAAAUCCAGUGUUUUUAGCCUUUUGGGCCAACAAACUAAUAAAUAAUUCAGUAUUUCCCCACCAUAAUUGUAUUAUUAGUAAGUGUGGAGAGGUUGUUUACAUUAAACAGCAGUUAGACCUCCAUGUUUCACAACAAAACUAAAUUAUUCAUAACUGAAUAAAUAAAAUAUGAAAAAUCAGAACAUUUUUAUUUUUCAAAUCAAAUCUCAUGAUCUCUUGCCUACAGCCCUGUUUGAGAGCCAUGGCUAUACUAAAUAACUGCAAUGAAUUGUGUGUGUGUGUGUGUCUGUAAGUGUAGGUGUGUGUGUGUACCAUCUGAGAUGUGUGUUUGACACUCAGUGUCCUGUCCAGCUGUGAUGCAUCUCAUGAACAUUGCUCUGUGCGCAUGUAUGUGUUGCUGCCAUUAAUCUUAUCUUUUAUCUUUUCAGUUCUUUUUAUCCACAUCUCAUUUCUCUGUUUCUUUCUUGUCCUCCAUUUUAUUUUUCCUCUCCUCAUCUCUAAUCCGUCCUCCCGAAUUCUCCUCUUCCCCUUCUCCUCUGCCUUCCUCCUCUCCUCCUGCAUCUGUUCCUUUCCCUGCAUCACCGCCCUGUUGCCUGGCCACCCUGCCCUGCAUUCUGCCUUUGCUUCUUCCGCCUCUUUAAUCUUCCUCUCCACUCCGGCUGUCAUCUUCAUCUUCAUCUCUAAGUAACCUCCACCCACCCUCCCAUCUUUCCUCUUCUUUUCCUUUCAUCCUUCAGUCCCUUCUCCCACUCUUGUGUUGUAACUCUUUUUUCCACUCCCCAGUCUCUCAUAUCUUUCUCCUUCCACUUCAUCUAACUUUUCUCCUCUUCAUCAGCUCUCAUUUCUCCUUCCUUCCUCAUCCAUCUCUCAUUCGCAUCACUUUUCUCCUUCAUCCCCCCUUGUCCUGCCCCUGCCCCCUUCCCUGUCUCACGCUGUCCUCCUGCUUUCUUGUUAGCAAAAUGGAGACGGAAUAAUUCACUCAGCAGCAGCAUAAUGUGACAGAGCCCUGGCUCAGCCUCUGGCCUGCCAGCCAACAGGACACGAUGGAUGGAUGGAAAAUGGAGGGGAAAAGGUAGAGCGAUGAAGCAAGGAGAAAGAAAUAGAAAAGGAGGAGGGAGGGAUGAGGCAGAGGGAGAGGUGGUGAUGUGAAGGAAAGAUGAAAGGACAAUCAGAGAAAUACGUCAUUGCAUGCAGCUUACACUGUGGCACUGAUGUACUACUCAUAAAAAUAUUUAGGUAAUAAAAAGUUAACUUCACUUCCUGCUCAAAAUGACUCAAAUUACCAGACAUGAUGACAUGAUGUGACAUUGACAUCAUUGAUUUGAUAAUAAAAUAUACUAAUAAUACUAUUAUUUAUUAUUUAUAUCCACUCCAAAAGUUUUCUUGUUCAGACAAGAUACAUACUGUGUUGUGUGCACAAGUUAGUAUCUUGUGGUAAUGCAAUACAACACAUUACCUUGUGUGCACAAGAUCAGUAUACAGUCCCUGACAAAAGUCCUGCUUAUCCAAGUUGUAGGAACAAUAAAUAAUGACUUGUAGUUGAUCAAUUGGAAUCAGAAAUAGCUUAUAUGAAAGGCAAAGCCCUCUAGAUUAUGCUUUUUACACCAAAAUAAAGUUUUGUAUCAUUCAUUGAGUUUUACUAUUUAAUUAGGACAGAAAGGUCAGAUUUUGCUUGGACAAAAGUCUUGUUGCAUACAAAAAUAAUGUGCUUUAUUUUGAAUACACAAACAUGCUACAAUAAAAUCAGAACAUAAAGUCAUGGUGCCUUGGAAAAAAGAAUUAACAUCGUGUAUGACUCCCAUGAGCUUGGAGGACUGCAUCCAUACGUCUUGGCAAUGACUCAAAUAACGUAUUGAUAAAGUCAUCUGGAAUGGCAAAGCAAGCAGUCUUGCAGGACUCCCAGAGUUCAUCAAGUUUCAUCAGUUUCAUCUUCCAAGCCUCCUCCAUCUUACCCCAGACAUGCUCAAUAAUGUUCAUGUCUGGUGACUGAGCUGGCCAAUCCUUGAGCACCUUGACUUUCUUCACUUUCAGGAACUUUGAUGUGGAGGCUUAAGUAUGAGAAGGAGCACCAUCCUGCUGAAGAAUUUGCCCUCUCUUGUGAUUUGGAAUGUAAUGGGCAGCAAGAAUUUCUUGAUAGUUCAGGCUGUUGAUGUUGCCAUCCACUCUGCAGAUCUCUCGCACACCCUUACUGGAUGUAACCCCAAACCAUGAUUUUUCCUCCACCAAACUUGACUGUUUUCUGGUUGAAUCUUGGGUCUAUGUGGGUUCCAACAGAUCUUCUGCAGUAUUUGCGGCUAUUGGGAUGCAGUUCAAUGGAUAAUUGAUCAGGAAAAAAUCAACCUUCUGCCACUUUUCCACUGUCCAUCCUUUCUUCAAGCUGUGGGCCUUGGCAAAUGCAAAUGCAGUGUCUUCUGUUUAAUGCUGGUUUGUGAGCACUAAUUCAGCCAUGGAGACCACUGCGUGAGAGAAUUUGACUGAAUUUGAAUUAACCGUUCUUGUAGAUACAGGGGUUUCUUGAAAAAGGGUUGGCCCUGGACUGUCAAAGCAACAAACGGUCCUCUUGAACAGUUGUCUUACGCAGUCUUUCUGACCUGGGCUUGUCAUGAAAGUCACCAGUUUCUUCAGAUCUUUUUCUUACUAUCUCCACUUGAUGUUUGGAUGCAUUUUAGGUUUCAGCAGCAGGCUUGGUUUUCAGGCUCUUGAUGAUCAGCACUUUGGUCUCUGGUUGAAAUUUUGGCAUGUUGUCAGAGGUUAGGUUGCACUUCACAUGAAGUUCUGGUGUGCAGGGGUUCUUUUUAUACACACCUGGGAAUGUGUUGAUUACAGUAUUUGUCACAGGUGAAGGUCUAAUCUGUGAUUGGUUGAAUCGUUCACAGACAUGGCAAGACUUUGGUCCUUGCAAAAACAGAUGUUAUGGGCUUUACCAAGCUGUGAACAUCAGAACACUUUUUGAAAGUUUCAUUUUGUACCCCGUUAUUAAUGUGAAAGCCCCUUGACAUUAAAAUGAAGCAUUUAUUGUAACAAUUGAUUAGAAAUAAAGUUAUAUGCCAUUUUAAUUUACUAUGUCCUUAUGCAACAAGACUUCUGUCAGUGACUGUACAAUGCUAAAAAGUUAUGCAACAAGAUAUUUUUUAUUAUCUUGCUGUAGGAUUGCAAGAUCCAUGUUGUUCACACACAAGUUAUGAUCUUGUGUGAAUAUGAAAGAUAAAUAUAUUGUGCUUGCAAGUUAUUUUCUUUUGGAACAUUAUAAUUCACAAGUUAUGUUCUUUGCGCAAGAUACAUAUAUUCUGCACACUAAAUAACUCCUGUUUUGCCACUUGCUAGUAUGUUGUGGAAACAAGAUGAUUCACUUCAAGUUCUUAUCUUGUGGGCUCAAGAUCCAUAUACUCUUAUUUUAUAUAAGUUAUUUUCUUGUGUGAGUAAGUUUCUUAUGUUGUGAGCACUAAAUAAUACGCAAUCGUAAUGAUACUUGUAGUUCAAGCUGUUAUUGAAAAUGAGCUCAAAUAUAAUCUUUCAGGACUUGAGGAACUCACCAGUAAACAUUAUAAUUGGCUGAAUGGGACUUUUGACUUUGCCUUCUCACUCCACCUGAGUGUGUAGUUGUGUAUCAUUUGUCUCGCCUAUGCUUACCACCCUUACCCUUAAUAUCAUUGUAUCUGUGUGUGUGUGUGUGUGUGUGUGUGUGUGUGUGUGUGUGUGUGUGUGUGUGUGUGUGUGUUAUGUGACUACUGUACCUGUCUCUCAAACUCUUUGCUGUCUUUAUUUGAACACUGGGAGGGAAUCAGUGCUGAUUGGCUGAUGGCUGUCCCAGCAAUGCUUCUCUGUUGGCAUGUACAUCUCCUGUUUAUGGAUUGGAGUAUUGUAGUAUAGCUUUAAAAAGAACUAAAUAUGAAUAAAGGAUUGUACCCAAUAUCUAAAAUACCAGUGAAGAAUGCAUGUGUGGCAGGCUGUAUGAGUGAAAACUCCUCCAGCUCCUCUAAUCCAACGGGAGACCCCGCAUAAGCCCCACCUCCCUUACUUGCCCCUCUAAUCAAAUCCUUGUGCAUGUCCUGAAAUUGACCCUGUCCCCCAGUAUAACCUGCCAAAUGUGGUUAUUUUCUGUAAAGUUUGUACUUUUCAACAAAACUAUUAUUAAAGUAAGUAAUAUAUCUUUAAUGUUAGGUAUGUUUGAUGUUAGCAAUAACAUAAAUACAACAGUAAAGAAAUAUAUUUGAUAUUUAAAUGCAGUGAAAAUACAACAUGAUAAAACAGCAAUGAUAAUGGAUAGAGGUUGUGUUUUAAAAGCAAUAUUAUUCCAACUAUAAAGUAAAAAUGAAUGCCAUAAAUCUUUUUUUCUCUGUUUUCUUUGUUUAUUUGACUUCGUUUCAGUCACUGGUCCUCUGCGUUGUUGUUUGUUCGAGUCACUAGUACUGUAAGUGUUGAAGGCUUCUGUAGCUUCCCAGUAUGUCUCUGUGUAUCAUGAAUGCGGACUUAAGCUAUAGCAACAGAAAUAAAGACAGCCUGCUGCUUCUGUG
Toxotes jaculatrix (banded archerfish) is the source of this 8548-nucleotide messenger RNA. It is a transcript of the gene ache, whose product is annotated as acetylcholinesterase. The transcript is spliced from 9 exons. Gene Ontology annotation, cellular component: plasma membrane. Gene Ontology annotation, molecular function: acetylcholinesterase activity. The record is from RefSeq and is a predicted model, not a curated record. Bases 250 to 2136 code for a protein of 628 amino acids. Gene Ontology annotation, biological process: acetylcholine catabolic process; choline metabolic process. NCBI's taxonomy places the organism in Eukaryota, Metazoa, Chordata, Actinopteri, Toxotidae.